Messenger RNA from Striga hermonthica, 1254 nucleotides. The record is from the annotation of a GenBank genome assembly. NCBI's taxonomy places the organism in Eukaryota, Viridiplantae, Streptophyta, Magnoliopsida, Lamiales, Orobanchaceae.
AUGUCUGAAAUCGAGAUCCCGCCGUACUUCAUAUGCCCUAUAAGCCUCGAGAUCAUGAAGGACCCAGUCACGGUCCCCACCGGCAUAACCUACGACCGGGACGCCAUCGAGCGAUGGAUCUUCACCCGACCCGACCCGACAUGCCCCGUCACCAAGCAGCCCAUCGACCCGGCCCACGACCCCCUAAUCCCCAACAUCACCCUCCGUCGUCUCAUCCAAUCUUGGUGCACUCUCCACGCCCCCGACGGGUUCCAACGCAUCCCAACCCCCAAAGCCCCCUUCGGCAAGGCCGAGCUCUCGAAAAUCAUCGACCAAGCCCGAAGGAGAACCGCUGGCCCGCAAACCCGAAUCAAGUGCCUUCAAAACCUCCGGUCCAUCGCCUCGCAAAACCAAACUAACAAGAGGUGCAUGGAGUCGGCUGGGGCCCAUGAGUUCCUCGCCUCCCUAAUAAUCGAAAACGCCCCGCGAGCAUCGUCGGGCGCCGAAACAUCCGACGAUCUUUCGGAUUCGAGAAAAACAUGCGACGAGGCACUCGCCAUCCUCAGCGGGCUCGAGCUAUCUAACCCGGGCCUAAAAGCCCUCGCACGGCCAGAACUCGUCAUGUCGUUAACCCUCGUCAUGCGGCUCGGGAGCUACGAAUCCCGGGCCUACGCGAUCGCGCUACUCAGAUCGGUCCUCGAAGCGGCCGACGACUCGUCAUUGUUGACAAACCUACGUCCCGACCUCUUUAUCGAGCUACGCCACACUCUCGACGAUCAAGUGUCUCAAAAGGCCACCAAAGAAACCCUAAAAACCCUAAUAGUCGCGUGUCCGUGGGGUCGUAACCGUAUAAAAGCCGUCGAGUCCGGGCUCGUGCCAGUGCUCGUCGAGCUCUUGCUCGACUCCUUCGACAAGAGAGUAUGCGAGAUGAUGCUGACGGUCCUCGACCUUCUAUGCCAGUGCGCGGAGGGUCGGGCCGGGCUUUUGGGCCACGGCGCCGGCCUUGCGGUGGUGUCGAAGAAGAUACUUAGGGUUUCGGGGCACGCGAGCGAGAGAGCCGUGAGGAUCGUAAGCUCGGUCAGCAGAUUUUGCGCGGGCCCAGGGGUUCUGCACGAGAUGGUUCAAGUCGGGGUGGUGUCGAAGUUGUGCCUCGUCGUGCGGGUCGAUUGCGGGCUCAAGACGAAGGAGAGGGCCCGGGAGAUUUUGAGGAUGCAUUCGAAGGCGUGGAGGGAUUUGCCGUGCCUGCCGAGGGAUUUGGUUUCGUCGUCGUUGUGA